GAAAGCCGCUGCUGUCUGUGAUGCUCUCCCAUGACGCCCAGGUCGCUAGCUGACACUGCCAGUGAGCGGGAGACGCCACUGCACAACCGGUCCUGGGCCGGCACAGUCAGCCGGUUCUCGCCCUCCCACUUGCACACUGGAGAUUAAACUCCACCCACCUACCAGUAUCCACAGCCAUCAGCUCCAAUCCACCCAAGUAAGUUCCUUUCAUAAACCAACUCACUGACGUCCUCGGCCAGCACCAGCAGCAGCCAAAAUACGCAGUAUCUUCAACGCAAUCAGCAACACCAGCACAACCAUUAUUAACACCACCAGCAGCAACCAUCAUGUCCAGUCGUAGAAAGUCCUCCACCCCCUGCAUGGUCCGGGUCGUGCAUGAAGAGCAAGAUGACCCUAAUGAGGUAAUGGAUAUGGAAAUAUUGACGGACAACUAUGCGACAGAAAACGAACAAUCAGAAUCAUCCGAAACUGCAGAAGACCUCCAGCAGGAGAACUCAGAGAAACCAGACCAGCAGACGUUUCCAGAAACAGUGGAAACCCAGAAUACUGAGCCAUUAGAACAAACGGAGCAGUUGAGAGAAAAAGACCAACCCCCUGUCAUUGACGAUGAAGAAACCAUAGAGGAGAAGGACAGGGAAGAGGCGGACUCUGACCCGCUGCCUCAGAAAAAAGAGUCCAGAGGCUAUGAAUGCAAAUACUGCCCGUUUUCUACACGGAACCUGAAUGACUUUAAAGAUCACGUAGACUCCAGCCACCCUAACGUCAUUCUCAAUCCGUUGUACCUCUGUGCUGUCUGCAACUUCAACACCAAGAAGUUUGACUCGCUCACAGAGCACAACGAGAGCCAGCACCCGGGCGAGACAAAUUUUAAGUUCAAGCGGAUAAAAAUGAACAAUCAGACUAUCUUAGAACAGACAAUCGAAGGCAAGGACAAUUCAGUUGUAUGCAAAAUGUCAAAUGAACAGGACGACAGCAACAGCAGCUUUAUGUUUCCACCAUGCAUAUCAACCACAGUGAAAAUCCUUGACAAUAUCCAGUCACUGUAUCAAGGGGGGGAACUGAAAAGCCAGAAUCAGAAGAAUCAAAUCACAGCAGUCAACAUCAACGGAACAGUAAUCAUCCCCGAACCCAAUAUCCUUCAACGGCUCUCGCAUGUCACCCCAAUGCUCCAGCGUCCGCCUAACUUUAACUCUGUACCAAAAAUAGCUGUUCCCUUGAACACCACCAAAUAUAACCCUUCUUUAGAUGACAACUUAACGUUAAUCACGUCCUUUAACAAGUUCCCUUACCCAACGCAUGCUGAGCUGUCAUGGCUGACGGCUGCCUCCAAACACCCGGAGGAUCAGAUCAAGGUCUGGUUCACUACCCAGCGGCUGAAGCAAGGCAUCACCUGGUCCCCAGAGGAGGUGGAAGAAGCCAGGAAAAAGAUGUUCAAUGGCACCAUCCCUCCUGCACAUCACACGUUUACUGCCGCUCAACCGUCCGUCAAAUCCACCCAGCAGACCUUUGUCCACACCACAGUCGGACACACAAGUUAUGUCCGGACCACUACGUCCAAUGGGUUGAGUGUAGUCACCACCACAACUUCUCCCGGUGAAGUUGCAAUUGGUUCCAGCCUUGCUAUUAAACGAUCUUUGCCAACACAUCUAAUGACAGUGUCUGGCCCGGAGGCUAAACGGCCCAUAAUGGCAGUUGCCCCCCAUUCUGGCAAUGCUAAAGACAGGGGCCUCAUGGCUCCUCCCCCUCCUCCUCCCCCAAAAGACCGCCUCCCAAUGGCUCCGCCUCCUGUCCCAAUGGAGACGAGGAGACCUGUAGCAGUUCCACUGGUCACCUCUGAGAUGAGGUGGCCAUCCUCAACUGUGCCUUUAAUGCCACCGCCCUCAUCAUCAUCUUCUUUGUUGUCCAAAGGGAAGAUUCUCUCUACGUUAGGAAACACCAAAACAAAGCCAGUGGUGUCCCUGCCCUCCCUAGUCUUUCCAGAAUCUUUAACAAGGACCUUGAUAGUUCCUCCGCCUAUCUUUGCACCUUCAUUUCAAAACCCUUUACUUUUUCCUAUAACUUCGCCUAUCACUUCCAAAGAAAAGCACCUUUAUACUCAUGCUUUGGCAGCUUCUGAUCAGAAGCUGCCAAACUCCCCACCACUCAAUGGCCAGAAGAUAAGAAGGUCAACCAUUAUCCAGUCAAUUCGGGCUCCUACUAAAGCCCUGUCCCAGAUUCCAGGGUUUCCCUUCGAUAGCAAGAAACUAAAAGAGCAACAAGGAUUUGAUUGGAAUAGAGAGAGAGAUAAAGUACUCUAUCCUCUGGCAGAGGCCAACGGGAUAUCUCGUACAGACGGAAAAUGGUCCCACAAUCACAACUCCCUGGCUCAGCAAAAUGGUGUCCUACGUUUGGAUGGUGGUGAGCUGGCUGGAGUCCUGAAACCAGACUUUCAUCAAAAGUCCUCAGUCCUGACCCAAUUCCCCUUGCUGGAAAGGAUGAAAGGAAAGACAGCGGAACAGCUGAAGAUACUGGAGGAGAACUUCUUGAGGAAUGGCUUUCCCACCCUUAAUGAUGUGGAUAAUCUGGCGGGCAGCACCAACUUGUCUCACGGGGAAAUCGAGAGUUGGUUUGUUGAACGCCGUGCACUACGCGACAACCUGGAACAAGCCCUUCUUAACUCCAUGGGCACUAAGAGGAUGGGCACCGGUGGCAUUGCUGCCAUCACUAAGAAGCAACUACAUCAACAACAACACCAAACCCUACAGCUAAAUGGGAUUCACAAGCCAAGCACUGGUGUGGGCCAUCUUAAAAGCCCUUUGACUCCCUCGCAUUCCAUGCCCAUCAUUGCACCCUCCAUCCCCGACCCUAAUUCCUGCUCAGUGCCUCCAGACAGCAGAUCCCAGGCCCUCCUCGAGGACAAUUUUGCUCAAACGCGGUGGCCUUCCCCUGAGGAGAUCAGCCAAAUGGAGAGUCGGACAGGACGCGCUGAAAUUGCCCGCUGGUUCCACGACAGUCGGCUGCAGAGCGGCCACAUGGAGCUGACAGAACUUUUUGUGAAUGGAGGGCAGGGGCAGCCUGUGUACUCUCCCAAAAACUCUCCCCCCAACAUCCUCCAGCGCUGUCAAGAAGGAGCCCUGACAAACAACCACAGCAGUAAGAUGUUGGAGGUUGAGUUGGGCUGGCUGAUGGAUCAGCGUGCCCAUAGCCUCAGCAGUCAACAGCAGGAUGAGCUCCACGACCGGCUUGCUGGCAGACUGAGGCAGCAGAACCUGGUGGAGUUUAAGAACGGGGGACGGAACAGAGGAGUCGGGGGAGGAGUGCGGGAGAUGUUCGGCAGCUGGCUGGAGGACGGACACUCGAGGAGGGGGCGGGAUCUGCUCCUGGACAGAGAAAGGAAGAUGACAGAUGACACAUCUGGGAGGCUGACUGGAUAAACGGUA
Messenger RNA from Notothenia coriiceps (black rockcod), 3419 nucleotides. Its product is annotated as zinc fingers and homeoboxes protein 2-like. Gene Ontology annotation, molecular function: DNA-binding transcription factor activity, RNA polymerase II-specific; DNA binding. Gene Ontology annotation, cellular component: nucleus. NCBI's taxonomy places the organism in Eukaryota, Metazoa, Chordata, Actinopteri, Perciformes, Nototheniidae. The record is from RefSeq and is a predicted model, not a curated record. Gene Ontology annotation, biological process: regulation of transcription by RNA polymerase II. The transcript is spliced from 2 exons. Bases 327 to 3413 code for a protein of 1028 amino acids.